AUGAUAAUUUUAUAUCCGUGGUUACUUAAAAAAGAGAAAAUAGGACUCCUAAGUAUUUGCGUUUUAAAAGCUCUCUUACAAAAUCACGUGGUUCCUACUGUCAUCUGUUUGCCAGCUCUUACCGAUAAACAUAAAAUGAAAACCUUGGGUGGUCAAGACAUAACUUUUGAAUGCAAUAAAACAGGAACAUAUGUCAACGGUGCAAAACUUACUUCAGAAACUAUGUUAAGUUCUAAUGGUGUCAUCAAUAUAAUUUCUGACGUUUUAAUACCGGAUAGAGUUCGGAGUGUUUUAGAACUAAUAGAAAAGAAGGAAUAUAAUUUAACGGCAUUCUCUUCACUAGUUCGUUCUGCAAAUUUGCAUAAUUUGCUAGAUCAUCCAAAUGUUACAUUAACCGUUUUUGCACCGACUGACGAAGCAUUUGAACAGUUAUCUCAGCACGAAUUGGAAGAAUAUACUUCGACUACAGAGAAGUCUAGACAUCUUCUCAAUCAUCAUAUCAUACACGGGAGAUAUACGACAGAUAUCAUGUCAGACAAUCAAAUAGUUGAGACAUAUGAAAGCCGAUCUGAAUUGAGGCUUAAAGUUUACAGAAAAGCUGUAGGAGUUGAAACGGCUAUUGUAAAAAAAUCAAAUAUUGAAGGACAGAACGGCGUAUUGCAUAUCAUUGAUAGAGUGCUUACACCUCCAAAGUUAAAUAUCAUUGAAAUGUUAGAUAAUAAUAAAGAAUUCAGUAUGUUUUCUGAGGCUGUUCGAAGAGUCAGAGAAACCGAACCUUACUUUCUAGAGAGGAAUGGAAAUCCUUACUCAACAUUCACAAUAUUUGCUCCAACUGAUGAGGCUUUUAAAGAGUUGGGCAGCCGGAAAUUGGAAUCUAUAAUGGGAAGCAAUAAAAAAUUAAAAAAGGUGAUUAUGAAUCAUGUUGUGGAUAAUAUGAUGUCGUCAGGUUCUUUCAGCACGUCUAAAGUUUAUUACAAUGUUCGCACAGAAUAUCAGACUGUGAAUGUUCAUAAAAAGAAAGGGCAUUUGAUGGUAAACGGUGCACACGUUAUUAAAUCCGAUAUGUUGACAAAGGAUGGCAUUGUUCAUUGUAUAGAUCAAGUGCUUAUGCCGGAAGACAGGAGAAGAUCGUGAGCAAUUACUGCAUCCCUUCCGAUAAGGAGCAAAAUCACAUAUUUAUACUUUAUAUAUUUGUUACUUCUAAAGUUCGACGUUAUAUUUUGUUGUUUUAUUUUUAUUUUUUUCAAAGUGGUGAUUAUUGUGCAUUAUCAUUGUCAUUAUUAUUUUUCAUUUAAUGUUACUAAAUUUGCCAAAAUCGUAAAAUGGGUGCUAUUAUUUAAAUGCUAUAUAAGUAUAUAAUGCUUAUUACAGAUAUAUCGAUGCAUUAUUUAAUGUAUUAGCACAAAAAUUUUAAAUGUGCAUGAGCAAUUAUAAAUUUUAACUUA
Messenger RNA from Centruroides sculpturatus (bark scorpion), 1445 nucleotides. Its product is annotated as transforming growth factor-beta-induced protein ig-h3-like. Lineage: Eukaryota; Metazoa; Arthropoda; Arachnida; Scorpiones; Buthidae. The record is from RefSeq and is a predicted model, not a curated record. The transcript is spliced from 6 exons. The coding region runs from base 1 to 1134 and encodes 377 amino acids.